AUGGCUUCCGCUACUAAAUUUUACGACUUUGCACCUCUUGAUAAGAAAGGCCAACCAGUUCCCCUGGAGGAUUACAAAGGCAAAGUCGUACUCAUCGUCAAUACAGCUUCAAAAUGCGGCUUCACGUCACAAUAUGAAGGCCUUGAGAAACUGUACAAGGAUAUCAGAGAGAAGCAUGGCGACUCCUUCCAAAUCCUCGGCUUCCCCUGCAACCAGUUCGCUGGCCAAGAGCCCGGUUCCGAAGAAGAAAUCCAAACCUUUUGCCAAGUCAACUACGGCGUAACCUUCCCCAUCAUGGGCAAAUCCGACGUCAACGGCGCUAAUGCGAACCCCGUAUUCGAGUGGCUUAAGCAAGAGAAGCCUGGCCUGUUCGGAAUGAAGCGCGUGAAGUGGAACUUUGAGAAGUUCCUGGUCGGAAAGGACGGGAAAGUUAAGGAACGGUGGGCGAGUACGGCGAAGCCAGAGAGUUUGGAGAAGGCGAUUUUGGUCGAGCUGGCGAAGGCGGAGCCAAAGGCUUGA
Molecule: messenger RNA, 519 nt
Organism: Venustampulla echinocandica
Lineage: Eukaryota; Fungi; Ascomycota; Leotiomycetes; Helotiales; Pleuroascaceae
Product: Glutathione peroxidase
Exons: 3
Coding region: 1-519 (172 amino acids)
Biological process (GO): response to oxidative stress
Molecular function (GO): glutathione peroxidase activity
Source: RefSeq, a predicted model, not a curated record